This is a messenger RNA of Pseudo-nitzschia multistriata, 1480 nucleotides long. NCBI's taxonomy places the organism in Eukaryota, Bacillariophyta, Bacillariophyceae, Bacillariales, Bacillariaceae. The record is from the annotation of a GenBank genome assembly.
CAAUUUUGUGCCGGAUUGAUGGAAGAACAUGUUGCGAAAGCUAUCCAAGUGCUGCAGCUUUGAGAUAAGAGAGCUACCAACCCAUUCGCGAUCAAUAACAAAGGAACGUCACCCAAACCAUCUAUCGAGAGCAGUGACAGUUAUCAUUGUCCAAAACGAUGUCGAGCUCGACGCUGCAGAUGCGAGCCAGAGGCCAAUCGCCCGAAGCAAAAGAGUCGGCAAAACCGUCGGACGCGGUGGUGGAUCCAACACCAACAUCAUCGGAGAAGUUGAAGAAAGAUCACGGUCUGUUUCGAAGGUGUUCCCCCCGGACUGCCCUCUUGGUGUUUGCAAUCUCCCAGCUACUGGUACUGUUGGUCAAGAGUGCGGUUACCAAGGUGGUGGAGUCGCACUCCAAUACAUCUAUCUCGACCCCCGACGACGAUGCCUACGAUCCGGUCACGGACCAUUGCUUGAAGCUUUCCACCGAAUUGCAAAAAUGCGAGCUCAAUUAUUGUAACCCUCUAGCGUCCAAGGAUGUUAGCAUCACGAAGAACCGCGGCUUUGCCAUUCGGUUUCCAGAUAAAUACAUUCGCAAGUUUAUGGAGAUCCCUGGUUCGGGGGGCGCAAGUUGCGUGAUGUCCAAGAAAUACGGAUUUCUCUACGUCCACAACCUAAAGAGUGGGGGUACAACCACAAAAUUUUUUCUCAAGAACGCCCUCUGUUCCAACAAGGGCUUUCCCUGCGAUGAAGGAGACGACACCCUGGAACUCGUCCCGUGUUCGAAGGGCAUUUGGGUGUCCAGGGCGAAGAAGUACUAUGUGUUCUCCUUCGUCCGCAAUCCCUACGCCCGCCUAUACAGCGGRUUUGCCAUGGCCGAGAGAAUGAGGAACGAGACGACACACCCGGAACCCAUCGACUUUCGGACCUUUGCCCUCGCGAGCAACAAUGASCGCUACAAAAUGAGCGAGACGCACACGUCCCACUACSUCCCGCAGUCGAAAYUCCUUGCCGACAAGCGGGGGUGCCCCGUUUUGGACUAUGUUGGGCGGAUCGAGCACUACGACGACGAUCUGUGGCGGAUCCUCCGCGAGAUCGAGAAACGGAGCGGGCUAGACACGCUMACGCAGGCCUAUCGGGAGCGGAUCUCCRCCAACGGCACCAUCAACGUCGACACAUCUACGUCGUAUGGGACCAUGAGAAAGUCAAAGAUCCGAGGGAAACAACUAGCUAUGGGAAAUAGCACAGCCACUAAUGUCAAAAGCGAGAUGACGGCCGUAUACUCCGAUGCGAAGGUCACUAAGAAAGUCUAUUUGGAGUUCAAGGCCGAUUUUGAUAUGUUUGGGUACGCUUCCCGCGAUAUUCCCUGGGAAUAAGCAAGCGCCGCUCCCGACUAUGGUUUCGAUUCUGUUUGUCGCAUAAAUCUCUCGUGAGCUUCUUGAAAGAUAGCUGUGGCUCAAUUCAAAAGAAAAAAAAACGUAAAUAGAUUUCUACCAAACUG